CGUUCGGGACGCGGUUGCCUAAAAAGCGAAAAUAUAUUCCCGGAACAAAGCAAUAAUAACCCGUCACGAUUCGCCCACACGGCCUAUCUAUAAAGCCGCCCCCGUCUCCGCAAGGUGAUCGUAUUCAAUCAGUUUAUUCGAUCGCCGGAUACCCGAGGAAGAAGAAGAAGAAGAAAAGAUGAGCUACUACGGCCAGCAACCUCCCGUCGGCGUCCCGCCGCAGCAAGGUUACCCGGGGAAGGACGGCUACCCGCCGCCGGGGUACCCACCGGCCGGCUACCCGCCGGCGCAGGGCUACCCACCGGCUGGGUACCCCCCGCAGCAGGGCUACCCUCCGCCGUACGCGCAGCCGCCGCCCCAGCAGCAGCAGCACAGCAGCGGCCCUUCCUUCAUGGAGGGAUGCUUGGCUGCCCUCUGCUGCUGCUGUCUCCUGGACGCCUGCUUCUGAGGAUAGAGGCGACGGGUGCAAGAGAGCUGAAGAGAUUUGUUUCAUGGAGCUGAUCAAACCGAACUGCUAUGAGAAAAUGCUGCUAGAUUUCGUGUUCGGCAUUAUUACCUGUUAUUCGCCUUGUUUAUGAACCUCUCUGAACCUGAUUUAUUUGAUCAGUGUUUGAUGGAUGGCUAAAACUAUAUAGUUGUGUACUACUGUUGAUUCCAAUCUUGCUGGUGGAAUUCAACCCGGGUUGCGGAGUGCAAGUUGAAUUCGUUCUUGUUA
This is a messenger RNA of Oryza sativa Japonica Group (Japanese rice), 715 nucleotides long. RefSeq names its product cysteine-rich and transmembrane domain-containing protein WIH2. The record is from RefSeq and is a predicted model, not a curated record. NCBI's taxonomy places the organism in Eukaryota, Viridiplantae, Streptophyta, Magnoliopsida, Poales, Poaceae. Gene Ontology annotation, cellular component: plasma membrane.